Messenger RNA from Neoarthrinium moseri, 1599 nucleotides. RefSeq lists its product as uncharacterized. Gene Ontology annotation, molecular function: phospholipid binding; clathrin binding. The record is from RefSeq and is a predicted model, not a curated record. Gene Ontology annotation, cellular component: endosome; plasma membrane; clathrin vesicle coat. Lineage: Eukaryota; Fungi; Ascomycota; Sordariomycetes; Amphisphaeriales; Apiosporaceae. Gene Ontology annotation, biological process: endocytosis; Golgi to endosome transport. The coding region runs from base 1 to 1599 and encodes 532 amino acids. The transcript has 4 exons.
AUGGAUUUCAACAGCUUGAAGGACUCCGUGUCCAACCUGACUUUGUAUGACCUCAAGGCGGGAGUGCGCAAGGUCCAGAAUGCCGUCAUGAACUACACGGAUAUGGAGGCCAAGGUUCGCGAGGCAACAAACAACGAGCCCUGGGGCGCAUCCUCGACCCUGAUGCAGGAAAUCGCCAAUGCCACCUUCAACUACCAAACCCUCAAUGAGAUUAUGCCCAUGAUCUACAGGCGCUUCACCGAGAAGGCCGCCGAGGAAUGGCGCCAGAUCUACAAGUCCCUGCAACUCCUCGAGUUCCUCAUCAAGCAUGGCUCCGAGAGGGUCAUCGAUGAUGCCCGCGGUCACAUCACCCUCCUCAAGAUGUUGAGGCAAUUCCACUUCAUCGACCAGAACGGCAAAGACCAGGGCAUCAACGUGCGAAACCGCGCCAAGGAGCUGGCUGAGCUCCUGGGCGAUGUCGACCGAAUCCGAACCGAGCGCAAGAAGGCACGAGCCAACAAGGCCAAGUACACGGGUGUCGAGGGCGGCACCAUGGGCGGCUUCUCCAGUGGCAGCAGCGGGCGAUACGGUGGAUUCGGCAGCGAGUCCGCUUACGGUGGAGGCGGGUCGGCCGCCGGUUACGGAGGCUUCUCCGGGGGUGUCUACGGGGAUGGCGGUGGCUUCGGGGGUCAAGAGUCCAACGACUUCCAAGACACCCGAAGAGACAAGUUCGAAGAGUACGACGAAUACGACGAGGCGGGGACCGGCUCAAGCUCGUCCCGCGCCAAGAGGCCAGAGAGGACCGAGAGGGCAGGCGUCAAGAAGACCACACCUUCGGCUCCGCCAAAGAAGGCAAAGGAGCCCGAGGUUGAUCUCUUUUCCUUCGACGACCCUGAGCCUGCGCCGGCGGCGCCUGUUGCUACCACUUCCGCUGCCGCGCCUUCAAAUGGCAGCUCUGCGCUGGCUGCCAUGUCCAAUGACGACGACGAGUUCGAUGACUUCCAAUCGGCAGCGCCCGCUCCCCAGGCUUCGGCUCCCGCAAACGCCUUCUCCAUUGCACCCCCGAUGGUAACCUCCAGCGCUCACUCUACUGCCCAGUUUGCCGCUCCUCAACCCGUCUCUGGGCCGCAGAAUGCAAACAUCAGCAGCAUGAUGUCAGCCAUCUCUCCGCCCACGAGCAACGCUGGUACCCCCGCUGCCAACUACUCGGCAUUCAGUGCCCCAACUAACAACAUCAUGUCGCCCCAAGCACCCAAACCCACUGGCUACCAACCUUCGCAGCCCAACUACUUCCAGUCGGUUCAGUCCGCACCGCAAGCGCAGAAGCAGCCGGCUUCCACCAUUUCAUCAGCAUCGGGGAUGUCCGCAUUCAACAAGCCAGCCGGCACCCCUGGAUCAAAGCCUGCUGCUGGUGGUGACCCGUUCGCCAACCUUUUCACGCAGGCUGGUGGCGGUGCAAAGAAGCCGGCUAACGCUGGGGCGGGUCCUAAGAUGGGCCAGCUGGCAAAGGAGAAAACGAGUGCUUCCCUGUGGGGAGCUCCCACCUCGAGCACUUCGAACCCUGCACAGUCUACGAACACCACGACCGGCAGCAGCGGCCUCGAUGAUCUUCUGGGUUGA